Messenger RNA from Arabis nemorensis, 2442 nucleotides. NCBI's taxonomy places the organism in Eukaryota, Viridiplantae, Streptophyta, Magnoliopsida, Brassicales, Brassicaceae. The record is from the annotation of a GenBank genome assembly.
AUGGAAAUGCCCGGUAGAAGAUCUAAUUACACUUUGCUUAGUCAAUUUUCCGACGAUCAGGUCUCGGUUUCCGUCACCGGAGCUCCUCCGCCGCACUAUGACUCUUUGUCCAGCGAUAACAGGAGCGCGGGAAAAAAUAACAGCGGUAACAACGGGAAAACAAAGGCGGAGAGAGGCGGAUUCGAUUGGGAUCCUAACGUUGCUGAUCAUAGGUUGAGUAAUCAGCCGAAUCGAGUUGGGAAUAUGUAUUCUUCGUCCUUAGGGUUACAGAGACAAUCGAGUGGGAGUAGUUUUGGUGAGAGUUCUUUGUCUGGGGAUUACUAUAUGCCUACGCUUUCUACGGCGGCUAACGAGAUCGAAUCGGUUGGAUUUCCUCAAGAUGAUGGGUUUAGGCUUGGGUUUGGCGGUGGUGGUGGAGAUUUGAGGAUACAGAUGACGGCGGAUUCGGCUGGAGGGUCGGCAUCUGGGAAGAGCUGGGCGCAGCAGACGGAGGAGAGUUAUCAGCUGCAGCUUGCAUUGGCGUUGCGGCUUUCGUCUGAGGCAACUUGCGCCGACGAUCCGAACUUUCUGGAUCCCGUGCCGGACGAAUCUGCUUUACGGACUUCGCCUAGUUCAGCCGAAACCGUUUCACAUCGCUUCUGGGUCAAUGGCUGCUUAUCGUACUAUGAUAAAGUUCCUGAUGGGUUUUAUAUGAUGCAUGGUCUGGAUCCAUAUAUUUGGACCUUAUGCAUCGAUCUGCAUGAAAGUGGCCGCAUCCCUUCAAUUGAAUCAUUGAGAGCUGUUGAUUCCGGUGUUGACUCUUCGCUUGAAGCGAUCAUAGUCGAUCGGCGUAGUGAUCCAACCUUCAAGGAACUUCACAACAGAGUCCACGACAUAUCUUGUAGCUGCAUAACCACAAAAGAGGUUGUUGAUCAGCUGGCAAAACUUGUCUGCAAUCGUAUGGGGGGUCCAGUUAUGAUGGGGGAAGAUGAAUUGGUUCCCAUGUGGAAGGAGUGCAUUAAUGGUCUAAAAGAAUGCUUUAAAGUGGUGGUUCCCAUAGGUAGCCUCUCUGUUGGCCUCUGCAGACAUCGAGCUUUACUCUUCAAAGUGCUGGCUGACAUAAUUGAUUUACCCUGUCGGAUUGCAAAAGGAUGCAAAUAUUGUAAUAGAGACGAUUCUGCAUCGUGCCUUGUCAGGUUUGGGCUUGAUAGGGAGUAUCUGGUUGAUUUAGUAGGAAAGCCAGGUCACUUAUGGGAGCCCGAUUCCUUGCUAAAUGGUCCCUUAACUAUCUCAAUUUCUUCGCCUUUGCGGUUCCCGCGACCCAGGCCAGUUGAACCUGCAAUCGAUUUUAGGUCACUAGCCAAACAGUAUUUCUCCGACAGCCAAUCUCUUAAUCUGGUUUUCGAUCCUGCAUCAGAUGAUAUAGGAUUCUCAAUGUUUCAUAGGGGUGGAGAGAAUGACGUUUUGGCAGAAAAUGGUGGUGGGUCUUUGCCACCCAGCGCUAAUAUGCCUCCACAAAACAUGAUGCGUGCGCCAAAUCAAGUCCAAGAAGCAGUACCUAUAAAUGCCCCACCAAUCAAUCAGCCGGUUAGGGCAAAUAGGGAUCUCGGACUUGAUGGUGAUGAUAUGGACAUCUCAUGGUGUGAUCUUAAUAUAAAAGAGAGGAUUGGAGCAGGUUCCUUUGGCACUGUCCACCGUGCUGAGUGGCAUGGCUCGGAUGUUGCUGUGAAAAUUCUUAUGGAGCAAGAUUUCCAUGCUGAGCGUGUCAAUGAAUUCUUGAGAGAGGUUGCAAUUAUGAAACGCCUUCGUCACCCUAACAUUGUUCUUUUCAUGGGCGCUGUCACUCAACCUCCAAAUUUGUCAAUAGUGACAGAAUAUUUAUCAAGAGGUAGUUUAUACAGACUUUUGCAUAAAAGUGGAGCUAGGGAGCAAUUGGAUGAGCGACGGCGCUUGAGUAUGGCAUAUGAUGUGGCUAAAGGAAUGAAUUAUCUUCAUAAUCGCAAUCCUCCGAUUGUACAUAGAGAUCUAAAAUCUCCAAACUUGUUGGUCGACAAAAAAUACACAGUCAAGGUUUGUGAUUUUGGUCUCUCGCGGUUAAAGGCCAGCACAUUUCUUUCAUCGAAGUCAGCAGCUGGAACGCCUGAGUGGAUGGCACCAGAGGUCCUGCGGGAUGAGCAAUCUAAUGAGAAAUCAGACGUGUACAGCUUCGGGGUCAUCUUGUGGGAACUUGCUACAUUGCAACAACCAUGGGGUAAUUUGAAUCCGGCUCAGGUUGUAGCUGCGGUUGGUUUCAAGGGUAAACGGCUUGAGAUCCCGCGGAAUCUGAAUCCUCAAGUUGCAGCCAUAAUCGAGAGUUGUUGGACUAAUGAGCCGUGGAAGCGUCCAUCAUUUGCAACGAUAAUGGACUUGCUAAGACCAUUGAUCAAAUCAGCGGUUCCUCCACCCAACCGGUCGGAUUUGUAA